Messenger RNA from Haliotis rufescens (red abalone), 1594 nucleotides. Its product is annotated as procathepsin L-like. The coding region runs from base 29 to 1069 and encodes 346 amino acids. Lineage: Eukaryota; Metazoa; Mollusca; Gastropoda; Lepetellida; Haliotidae. The record is from RefSeq and is a predicted model, not a curated record. Gene Ontology annotation, molecular function: cysteine-type endopeptidase activity. Gene Ontology annotation, cellular component: lysosome. The transcript has 8 exons.
UGGGUAGUGAUACCUCCAGGAUCACGUGAUGUGUAGUCUCAUACCAUGUCAGAUUGUCCAGCUGAAUGGUGUUUGUCUGAGGAUGUCGAUGUUCCGCUUUGCCGUGGUUGCCCUGCUUGCUGCUGUUGCCGUCGCAGUAGAUUUGAACAGAGAGUGGGCCAUAUUCAAGACCUCUUAUAACAAGAAUUACCUGACAGAGGAAAAUGAUGUCGUCAGACGCAUGAUCUGGGAGAACAAUGUGAAGUACAUCCAGACUCACAACCUGGAGGCUGAUAGAGGGUUGCACACCUACAGACUCGGGGUCAACGAGUACGCAGACCUGACUACGGAGGAGUUUGUGAAGCAGAUGAACGGCCUCCGGAUGGCCAACACAACAGGUGGCGCCACCUACCUGCCCCCCAGUGUCGGAGAUCUCCCGGCCGAGGUUGACUGGAGGACCAAGGGAUACGUCACAGAGGUCAAGAACCAGCUGAAGUGCGGAUCCUGCUGGGCGUUCUCCGCCACCGGCUCCCUGGAAGGUCAACACUUCAAGAAGACUGGAAAACUCGUGUCUCUGUCUGAGCAGAACCUGGUCGACUGCUCCCAGUAUAUAGGAAACCAAGGCUGUGGAGGCGGACUGAUGAACUUGGCCUUUGAGUACAUACAGAUCAACGUAGGCAUCGACACUGAAACGUCCUACCCUUACGUAGGAAGGGUCGACAGGUGCAGAUUCAAGAGAGCCGACAUUGGUGCUACCGAUAUUGGUUUCAUGGACAUCCAAAGAGGCAGCGAGUCUGAUCUUCAGAAUGCCGUUGCCACGGUCGGGCCAAUCUCUGUCGCCAUCGACGCCAGUCGCCCCACCUUCCAUCUGUACAAGAGCGGCGUCUACGACGACACGUCGUGCAGCACCCUGCAGCUCGACCACGGCGUUUUGGCUGUUGGAUACGGCAGCACCAGCGAGGGCGUGGACUACUGGCUUGUCAAGAACAGCUGGGGAGCAUCCUGGGGAGACCAGGGAUAUCUCAAGAUGUCCAGGAACAAGGACAACCAGUGUGGUAUCGCCACCCAGGCCAGCUACCCCCGUGUGUAAUGGACCCGUCCACGACAUGACACACUUUACCGACAAAGCGACAAUGUUUUCCACUCUCAUUAAAAUCAGAUGUAUUACUCCUAUACGACACCUUUCUGCGUGAGGAUCUCACAAACCCCCCGUAGAACGCCGUGUCAGAUGAACCCAAUCUAAAUGACAGUUGUCAGCUUUCUAAAACUACAUGAUGUUUACCCUAUCGAUAACAAUACAGCAACACGGGUUUUAGUAUGUUCCAAUCAGAAAUUAUCGUGGAUGUUAAUUUCCGAGAUACAAAAAUCAGAUAUGCUGUUCUGAAUGCUUCGCUCACUUGAACCUAGAAAUAAGAAAACUCGUCGCUGAUUGGCUGAUUAGAAUGUUCAUGUGACACGACCUCCAAUGGAGAGUUUGUUAGUCUUCUUGCAGGGCGACAUGGUAUCCGAGUAAUACAUCUGAAUGUAAUGAAGUUGUAUUUUUUAUAAAAUUCGAGGUAUAUACUAUAUCAAAUAUAAGCCUCGUUGAACUUUUUCAAUCAUUCAUUUUGUAAAA